GCGAGACACGAAGAAAACAACUUAUGGAGAACAGUUGCGACAUCCCGGUGACACGUCAACACGUCAAUGGCGUUAUUGUGGAGGGUAUUUUUGGAUUGCACGUAGGUCGGCGUUUUGUCAGUUGGAGCUCCACAGGAGCACGAGCUGGACUGAGAGAUAAACGCAGCUAUCAAGAAAAGCAUGGGGACAGAUGGGCUGGUGAGCAGAUGUUGGGAUUGUGAUUUAGAGUACACGGAUCGAGGGGUAAGCAAAAAUAACCGAGAUAGGAAGAGGCGAAGUCUCGGAUAAGAGGCUUAUCGACCAACAUCAGGCAUCAAGCAUCGAGCGGCUGGUCUGGAUUGCUGGGGAUUGGUGCUUGGUGCUUGGCAGUGGAUAUCGGGCAUAAAGAUGCUUUGCAAGAGUCGAGGU
This is a messenger RNA of Serpula lacrymans var. lacrymans S7.9, 408 nucleotides long. RefSeq lists its product as uncharacterized. The record is from RefSeq and is a predicted model, not a curated record. NCBI's taxonomy places the organism in Eukaryota, Fungi, Basidiomycota, Agaricomycetes, Boletales, Serpulaceae. The transcript has a single exon. Bases 24 to 221 code for a protein of 65 amino acids.